This is a messenger RNA of Aspergillus brunneoviolaceus CBS 621.78, 1088 nucleotides long. Its product is annotated as 40S ribosomal protein eS7. Gene Ontology annotation, molecular function: structural constituent of ribosome. NCBI's taxonomy places the organism in Eukaryota, Fungi, Ascomycota, Eurotiomycetes, Eurotiales, Aspergillaceae. Gene Ontology annotation, cellular component: 90S preribosome; small-subunit processome; ribosome. The record is from RefSeq and is a predicted model, not a curated record. Gene Ontology annotation, biological process: rRNA processing; ribosomal small subunit biogenesis; translation. The transcript has 3 exons. The coding region runs from base 1 to 606 and encodes 201 amino acids.
AUGGCUGCCAUCAACAAGAUCGCCCUUAACUCGCCCUCGAGGCAGAACCCCUCCGAGCUGGAGACCGCGAUCGCCGGUGCUCUUUUCGACCUCGAGAGCAACACACAGGACCUGAAGGCCACCCUUCGGCCCCUGCAGUUCGUCUCUGCCCGUGAGGUUGAGGUUGGUCACGGCAAGAAGGCCGUCAUCAUCUUCGUCCCUGUCCCUCUUCUCCAGGGCUUCCACAAGAUCCAGCAGCGCCUGACCCGUGAGCUCGAGAAGAAGUUCUCCGACCGCCACGUCCUCUUCGUUGCUCAGCGCCGCAUCCUGCCCCGCCCCAAGCGCUCCGUCAACUCCCGCACCACCCAGAAGCAGAAGCGCCCUCGUUCCCGCACUCUGACCGCCGUCCACGACGCCGUCCUCAGCGACCUCGUCUACCCCGUCGAGAUUGUCGGCAAGCGCAUCCGCACCAAGGAGGAUGGCUCCAAGACCCUCAAGGUCAUCCUUGACGAGAAGGAGCGUGGUGGUGUUGACCACCGCCUCGACGCCUACGGCGAGGUCUACCGUCGGUUGACCGGCCGUGCUGUUGUCUUCGAGUUCCCCCAGGGUGGUGCCUCUGACUACUAGACCGCGAAAUUCUUUUUUCCAUAAUGCAUCUUCUUUUUUUCCAAACCCCUUUAUGAAAAAAGAAACCAACAUGUUGUUUUAAAGAAUCUGGUCUGGGAAAAUCAGGAUUAACAGGGAAUUCAAAUAUGAUGGCUGUGUUGUUGUGAGGACAACUUUUAAAAGAUCUUUCUAAAAAACGAAACAUUACUUCAAACUCCAACUCUCCUAACCAGCCGGCGGUUCCAUGCCAAAUGCCAAUUCCCAAUUGCCCAAAUGCCAACCAAUCGGGAAGCUUUUUUAUCUAGAUUGGAGGAAUCUUCAAUCUUCACAUAAAGAUCGAUCAUCCUUCUACCUAGUACUUCCACUUCCACUUCCCCCCAUACACUCACUCCUAUUCCUCCAGUAUACGUAUCUGGGGGAGAACCACCAGACCCCCCUUUCUUUCAGCCUCCCCAGUAACCUCAAUCCCAAAUCCAACAAUAAUAUAACUAUCUAAACAUCCC